This is a messenger RNA of Morchella importuna, 408 nucleotides long. RefSeq lists its product as uncharacterized. Bases 1 to 408 code for a protein of 135 amino acids. The record is from RefSeq and is a predicted model, not a curated record. NCBI's taxonomy places the organism in Eukaryota, Fungi, Ascomycota, Pezizomycetes, Pezizales, Morchellaceae. The transcript has 3 exons.
AUGGCCGCCGACGAAGAAAUCGCCCUCAUAAUUGUGUUUGUAAACUUCUGCAGCGCAAUCUGGAGUUACUUUUGCAUCACCGCGUCGCUGGACCGGCGCAAUAGAGCCUACGACGUUAUCCACGACUCUGAGUUAGCCUGGCAUGCAUUCUGGUCCUCUUGUCAGACCUUUGCAAUCCUCGUCUCAAUAACCAACGUCGCCCUCGUCAUCUACGUCACAAUCCGUACUUUUGGAUCCUUCAUGGAGAGGCUCAAGAGCACACAAGGCAUCUCUCGCAAGGCCGUCAUUGGCUUCUGUGGUGUUGCUGCGCUACUUUUGCUACUGCCGGCCAGCUUUAUUCCGUAUAACCUCACGAGAAUCAAUACCGAUAGGCUCGAUGAGAAUAUUUUCAUCCACUGGGAUGGUUAG